AUGGAACAAAACAAUGGUACUGAUGUGACUGAAUUCAUUCUCCUGGGAUUUGCUGGCCAACACAAGUCUUGGCAUAUCCUCUUCAUAAUAUUUCUACUGAUCUAUGUGGCCACCCUAGUGGGUAAUAUUGGCAUGAUCCUACUCAUCAAGAUUGAUUCCUGCCUUCAUACCCCUAUGUACUUCUUCCUCCAACACUUAGCUUUUGUUGAUCUAUGUUAUGCCUCUGCCAUCUCUCCCAAGAUGUUGCAGAAUUUCAUAGGAACAGAAAAAUCCAUCUCAUUCACAGGAUGUAUGGUGCAAUUGCUAGUCUAUGGUACUUUUGUAACAAGUGACUGCUACAUCCUGGCUGCUAUGGCCGUGGACCGUUACGUAGCCAUCUGUAACCCACUCCGCUAUCCAACAGUCAUGUCCCAGGGAGUCUGUAUCCAACUCUUAGUUGGUUCAUACUUCAUGGGUUUCCUAAAUGCCUCUGUAAACACCAGUUUUACUUUCUCACUGAACUUUUGCAAAUCCAAUAAAAUUAACCACUUUUUCUGUGAUGAACCCCCUAUUCUUGCCUUAUCAUGCUCCAACAUUGGCUCCAACAUCAUGCUCCUAGCUGUGUUUGUGGGAUUUAACUUGACAUUCACCAUGUUGGUCGUCAUCUUUUCCUACAUAUAUAUCCUGGCUGCCAUCCUGAAGAUGUCUUCUGCUUCAGGGAGGAAAAAGGCCUUUUCCACAUGUGCCUCCCAUCUGACAGCAGUCACCAUUUUCUACGGGACCCUCUCUUGCAUGUAUCUGCACCAUGGGACCAACAAGUCUCAAGAGGAGGAAAAAGUGGCUUCUGUGUUUUAUGGCAUUAUGAUCCCCAUGCUAAACCCCCUCAUCUACAGCCUGAGAAACCAAGAUGUGAAAGAAGCCCUAAAAGGGCUAGGAAAGAAGUGCUUCUAG
Diceros bicornis minor is the source of this 930-nucleotide messenger RNA. Its product is annotated as putative olfactory receptor 5AK3. The transcript has a single exon. The record is from RefSeq and is a predicted model, not a curated record. NCBI's taxonomy places the organism in Eukaryota, Metazoa, Chordata, Mammalia, Perissodactyla, Rhinocerotidae. Gene Ontology annotation, cellular component: membrane. The coding region runs from base 1 to 930 and encodes 309 amino acids. Gene Ontology annotation, molecular function: olfactory receptor activity; odorant binding; G protein-coupled receptor activity. Gene Ontology annotation, biological process: sensory perception of smell; G protein-coupled receptor signaling pathway.